Messenger RNA from Acipenser ruthenus (sterlet), 7424 nucleotides. RefSeq names its product unconventional myosin-VIIa (gene myo7ba). Gene Ontology annotation, molecular function: ATP binding; cytoskeletal motor activity; protein binding. Gene Ontology annotation, cellular component: myosin complex; cytoskeleton. Lineage: Eukaryota; Metazoa; Chordata; Actinopteri; Acipenseriformes; Acipenseridae. The record is from RefSeq and is a predicted model, not a curated record. The coding region runs from base 114 to 6575 and encodes 2153 amino acids. The transcript is spliced from 48 exons.
AGGGAGAGACGCUAACGCUUGGAGGCUACUGAAAAGCAGGCUUCAAAAACGAUUCACAAAACCACCCUCAGGAUCUUCCUAAAAAGGUUUCAGGGAAGGAAAGAUAUAUCACCAUGGUUGUUCUAAGACAGGGAGAUUAUGUUUGGCUGGACUGCGGCUCCGGGGUACUGAUUGGAGCGGAGGUGAAGCUCUCUGAUACUGGACAGAUGCUGCUGGUCGACGAUGAAGGAAAGGAACGCUGGGUCAACUCCAAAACUCAAAGCUCCAUUAAGCCAAUGCACCCAACUUCAAUUCGUGGAGUUGACGAUAUGAUCCGCUUGGGAGACCUCAACGAAGCUGGGAUUCUGAGGAAUCUCAUGAUCCGGCACAAGGAGAACACCAUCUAUACAUACACAGGCUCUAUCCUGGUGGCAGUGAAUCCCUACCAGCUGCUGCCCCUGUACACUGCAGAGCAGGUACGCCUCUACACCAACAAGCGGCUGGGAGAGCUGCCCCCCCACAUCUUCUCCAUCGCAGACAGCUGCUACUUCAACAUGCGACGCCACCGCAAGGACCAGUGCUGCAUCAUCAGCGGGGAGUCAGGAGCUGGGAAGACAGAGAGCACUAAACUGAUGCUGCAGUUCCUGGCAGCUGUCAGUGGCCAGCAUUCCUGGAUCGAGCAACAGGUCCUUGAAGCAAACCCCAUCCUGGAGGCUUUUGGGAAUGCGAAGACCAUCCGGAAUGAUAACUCCAGUCGCUUUGGGAAGUACGUUGAUAUCUACUUCAACAAGAAUGGAGCAAUUGAGGGGGCCCGAGUGGAUCAGUACCUCCUUGAAAAGUCUCGUGUCUGUCACCAGGCCCCACAGGAGAGGAACUAUCACAUCUUCUACUGCAUGCUGAUGGGGAUGAAUGAGGAGCAGAAGACAACCCUGUCCCUAGGAACAGCAGCCGAAUACCACUACUUAAUUAUGGGUGACUGCACAUUCUGUGAGGGACGGGAUGAUAUAAAGGAGUAUGCCCACAUCCGCUCGGCCAUGAAGAUCCUGAUGUUCAAAGAUUCAGACCACUGGGACAUCAUGAAGCUGCUGGCAGCCAUACUGCACCUGGGCAACCUGAACUUUGAAGCUACUGUCUAUGAUACUAUGGAUAGCUGUGAUGUGCUGUCAUCUCCCCAUCUCGCCAUAGCCUCAAAGUUACUGGAGGUGGAAGCAAAAGAGCUUGAAGACAGCCUGACCAAGCGGUCCAUGGUGAUCCGUGGGGAGAGCGUCUCCACUCCACUCAGCUUCAAACAGGCCAAGGACAGCAGGGAUGCCUUCGUCAAGGCGAUUUACGGCAGGUUGUUUGUGUGGAUUGUGAAUAAAAUCAAUGAUGCCAUUUACAAACCCCCCUCUGCGGACCCCAGAAACAUCCGCCGGUCCAUAGGCCUGCUGGACAUCUUUGGGUUUGAGAACUUCAAAACAAACAGUUUCGAGCAGCUGUGUAUAAACUUUGCCAAUGAGCAGCUGCAGCAGUUCUUUGUGAAGCAUGUGUUCAAGCUGGAGCAGGAGGAGUACUCCCACGAGGACAUUGGCUGGCAGCACAUCGAUUUCAAUGACAACCAGCGUGCCCUGGAUGUGCUGGCCGUCAAGCCCCUCAAUGUGAUUGCACUCAUUGAAGAGGAGAGCCACUUCCCCAAGGGUACUGACAUCACCAUGCUGAACAAGAUGAACUCACAUCACAGCAAGAGUAACAUCUACCUGCCCCCCAAGAGCUCCCACGAAACCACGUUUGGCAUCAAGCAUUUCGCUGGGAUUGUGUACUAUGAAGCCAAAGGUUUCCUGGAGAAAAACCGUGACACAUUAAAUUCUGACUUCAUCCAACUUGUGCACAAGUCCUCCAACAAACUCCUCAAACAGACCUUUGAGAUAGAACUAGAGUCCACCACGCUCAAGACCAGCAACCCCAGAAUCCACACUCCUCCGAGCUCUUUGAAGGCCAGAAUCUACACUCCUCCCUCUCUUAAGGCCUCAGAUCCCCGGAAGCGGGUGCCCACUCUGAGCGGUCAGUUCCGCCAGUCUCUGGAGUCCCUGAUGAAGACCCUGACUGUCUGCCAGCCCUACUUCAUCCGCUGCAUCAAACCCAACGACUUCAAGAAGGCACUGAUUUUUGACCGAGACCUGUGUAUCCGCCAGUUGAGAUAUUCCGGGAUGAUGGAGACUAUCCGUAUCAGGAAAUCCGGGUAUCCUAUACGCUACACCUUCUCAGAAUUCAUGGAUAGGUACCGUGUUCUGAUGCCAACUGACAUCUGCAACCCAAAACAGAUCCAGGAAGACCCUGAGCAGUGCUGCUGCUACAUCGCAGAAGCAGUCAUUGGCCCAGAAGGAGACUGGAAAAUUGGGAAAACCAAGAUCUUUCUAAAGGAUUUUCACGACAUGACGUUGGAGUUAGGGAGAGACAAGGCCCUCAAUGAAAAAGCCCUCCUCAUUCAGAGAGUCCUUCGAGGCUUCAAACACAGGAAGCAGUUUCUAAGGCAGAGGAAGUCAGCUGUGGUUAUGCAGAGUGCAUGGCGAGGCUACUGGUGCAGGAAACAUUACAGAGUGGUCCAGCUUGGGUUUGCCCGACUUCAGGCAAAGUGCCGUAGUCGCCACAUCGCUCACCGCUACCAGAAAACGCGGAGCUUCGUGAUGCUGUUCCAGGCCCAUUGCCGCGGUUACCUGCUACGCCGGGAGAAGUUUAAGAAGCUGCAGGCAGUCAAGCUGCUGCAGGCACACACUCGGGGCAUGCUGGCCAGGCAAGCAGUCACCAGGCUGAAGAGAGAGAUACAUCUCUCUGCCCGGGAGAAGGCAGCCCAGGAGGUUGAGAGAAGACGUCAACAGGAAGCCAUCCUCCAAAAAAAAAGGGAGGCCAGCUCUCUCUCAGAUUCCAUCAGUGACCAGGAAAUGGUGGACAACAUCUUCGGUUUCCUACCCAGUAUGGUGGGGGGGCAGGAAGGGAAUGCUCCUGCCGGCUUUGAGGACCUGGAGGAGAAGCGGGCCGUUCUACAAGAAGUAGACCUGGAUGAACUCCCCAUAGAGGCCCCCCCUGAAGAGGAGCUGGAUGAACGGGAGCUGGAGGAAUACUCCUUCUCCAAGUUUGCAGCAAUGUACUUCCAGGGCUCUGCCACGCACACCCACAUCAGGAAUCGACUACGCCACCCCCUGCUUUACCAUGAAGAUGAAAGCGAUGCUCUGGCCUCUCUGGCAGUGUGGUGGGUAAUCCUGCGCUUUAUGGGCGACAUUCCCGAGCCUCGAGUCUACGUUAAGGAGCAGCAGGGUCCAGUCGAGAGUGAGAUCCCGCAGAACCAGGGCCAGCGACAAGGGCGCCGCCUCAGCACCCUGGCAGGGUUAGAGCAGAAACUACUAAAAAGAAAGAAACACUCCAAGCCUGGAGCUGGGACCCUGAAGAAGAUCCCUGCAAUCCCUGAAGAGAGAGAGGUGCCUGUACGGUCAAAGGAAGAAGAUGUGUUUAUUGGAGAGGGCCCCCUCUUAGACAAGCCAAUGUCAGCCCUGGAGAAGCUGCAUUUCAUUGUUGGGAAUGCCAUCCUGAGGCCAGAUAUCAGGGAUGAGAUCUACAGCCAGAUCUGUAAGCAGCUCUCAGAGAAUGGGAGUCGGAACAGUUAUUACCGGGGAUGGAUCCUGCUGUCCAUCUGUCUCGGCAUCUUCCCACCCACGGAGCGUUUUAGCAAGUUCCUCAAUAACUUCAUCAGGAUUGGGCCGGUGGGGUACGCCCCCUAUUGCGUGGAGAGGCUGCGCCGAACCACAGCUAACGGGGUUCGCUGCGAGCCGCCGAGCUGGCUGGAGCUACAGGCGACCAAGACAAAGAAACCAAUGACAGUGUCUGUGACUCUGAUGGAUGGCCGGAACCUCAGUGUGCCCCUGGACUCUGCGUCCACUGCAGCAGAGGUCUGCCAGUCCCUGGCCAAGAAAAUCAAUUUGCAUGAUAUCUUUGGAUUCUCAAUCUACAUAGCACUCUAUGAAAAGGUGUGGUCGCUAGGCGGUGGCAAAGACCAUAUUCUAGAUGCCAUUUCACAGUGUGAGCAGGUGGUAAAGGGACAGGGGGGGCAGGAGCAGCACGCCCCUUGGCGUCUCUACUUCCGCAAGGAGAUCUUUGUGCCUUGGCACGACUGCAGACUGGACAUGGUCAGCACUGACCUCAUCUACAGGCAGAUCAUUCGGGGCCUCAAGUUCGGAGAGUACACCUGUGAAAAGGAUGAUGAUGUGGUCCAGCUGGCUGCAAAGCACUAUUACAUCCAGUAUAAGACUAACAACUUGGAGGAGAACUCCAGGAGGGUGGUCCAGGAUUGCAUCACUAACACACAAUUGGAAGCCAAAUCCGAGUCCAAAUGGAUACAGAUGGUUAGCGCUGCACACAGCAAGGGUCCCUUUAUUCAAGCAAAGAUUGAUCCUGGCAUUGUUAAAUGCGAGUUAGUGGAUUUUGCUCGCAAUACUUGGCAUCUGCUAUUCUCCAGGUUCUUUGAAGUUUCCAAAUUUGCAGGUCCCCCUUUACCCAAAAACAAAUUCAUCAUUGUGAUUAACUGGAAAGGAAUAUCCUUCAUCGAUGAAAAGGAGAAGAGACUCUUGGAUCUCUCCUACCCAGAGGUGACAGGGAUCAGCACAAGCAGUGCUGCCAAGGCAUAUGGGCAGAGUGUCUCUCUGAGCACGUUGAGAGGGGAAGACUACGUCCUCACUUCCGCCAACACCGUGGACAUUACUGAUCUGAUACUCAAUUUCCUGAAGGGACUGAAAGAGAGGUCGCAAUAUGCAGUGGCACUGCAGGACAUCGGCAAACAGGAUGACGCCACCUUCCUCAGCUGUAAGAAAGGGGACCUCAUUGUGCUGUUGAAGGAUAAAGACUUUGCUACAGACCGCGGCUGGGUCAAAGGUCAGAAUGACCGCACAAACCAGAUUGGCGCCAUCGCCACUGACAGCGUCUUUAUCCUCCCUACCCUGGAAAAGCCCUCCGAAGAAGUGCUGAAUCUGAUUACACUCUCUCCAGAGCAAAGAAAAUCAAUCGCACAGAACCUCCAGAAGGAAACUGCAGCGGCCGAACCCCGAAUCGCACCCUACUCUCUCAAAGAGUACUCCUAUGAGCAUUUCAGGUCCUCCCAGAAGGAUACGGUUAGCGGGGCUGCAUUCUCAAAGAUGAGUGGGAAGGAGAAGCUGUGGGCAUGCUCCCGGGAGCCUAUCAAACAGCCCCUGCUGCAGAGACUAGCUGGGGAAACAGAACUGUGCCACCAGGCCUGCCUCACGUAUAUAGCUAUUUUGAAGUAUAUGGGCGAUUACCCCACCAAGCAUGCCCGAUAUCCCCUAGAGCUCACUGAUCAAAUAUUUGGACCAGCCACACAGUUAGAGGACCUGAGAGACGAGGUCUACUGCCAAAUCCUAAAACAGAUGACUGACAACAGCAACAGGUACAGCCUGGAGAACGGCUGGCAGCUAAUGUGGAUGUGCUGCGGUUUGUUUACCCCGAGCCCGGUCCUGAUGAAACACACCCAGCGCUUCCUGGAGUCCCGACGCCGGGAGCCCCUGGCUGCUGACUGCCUCCAGCGCCUGCAGGUGGCCCUCAGGAUGGGGGCUAGGAAGCUGCCCCCCCACCAGGUGGAGGUAGAUGCCAUCCAGCAGAUGAGCACCCAGAUAUUCCACAAAGUGCACUUCCCCAACGACACAGAGGAGAUCUUCGAGGUGGGAUCAAGCACCAGGAUUCGUGAUCUCUGCCAGAGCAUUGCUAUGCACCUCAAACUCAUAUCAGCAGAGGGUUUCAGCCUCUUCCUGAAAACACCAGACAAGGUGCUAAGUUUGAAUGACGGGGAUUUCUUCUUUGACAGCCUGAGACAGAUUACAGACUGGACCAAGAAAGCUAAAAGAGUUAAAGAUAACACGCCUGGGACUGUGAACUAUGUGGUGUUUUUCAUGAGGAAGCUCUGGUUCAAUGUGUUACCAGGAAGAGACUUACAAGCAGACAUCAUCUUCCAUUACCCACAGGAGCUGCCCAAAUACCUGCGCGGAUACCACAAGUGUGCCAAGGAAGAUGUCAUCACCCUGGCAGGACUCGUCUUUAAAAUCAAGUUCAACAGUGACAAGUCCUAUUUUGUGACGAUCCCCAAGAUUCUGAAGGACCUGGUUCCUGUAGACCAUCUCAAACUGAUGUCUACAGAAGAAUGGAAGAAGAAUAUCAUUGCUUCCUACAACAAGUAUGCUGGCAAGACAGUGGAUGAAGCUAAACUGUCAUUCCUAAAGAUCAUUCACCGAUGGCCCACAUUUGGAUGCGCUUUCUUCGAAGUGAAGCAAACUUCCGAGCCUACAUUCCCAGAUAUCGUCAUGAUUGCGAUAAGCAAGCAGGGAGUAACUCUCAUCCAUCCCAAAACUAAGGAUGUGCUGGCUAAUUACCCAUUCAACAGAAUAGCCAACUGGUGCAGCGGCAGUACCUACUUCCACAUGACCAUUGGCAGCCUUGUCAAGGGGAAUAAGAUUCUCUGUGAGACUUCUCUGGGUUACAAAAUGGAUGACCUUCUGACCUCAUACGUCAAUUUGUACCUGAAUGCUGUCAACAAGCAGAGGAAUUCCCGCCUCCCAGUCUGAACAGAUGGACAACCAGCCAGUAACAGCUAGUGCCUUGCAUUUACAUUGGCCUCUUCUACCCUCUCCCCCAACACACACGCUAAGGCAGUCAGGAAAACAACAUACAAACACAAAAAUGGACUGAGACAUACAGUAGAAUAAACACACACAGUACAAAGUCAGACACACACAAAAUAUGUACGUUUGUUUCUGCCAUUUGUCCUAUAGUAUAAACCAUACAUGGUUCGAUAUCAUAGGAGCUCGUUUUGAGUUGAGUAUAAGACCACAUAUACAGAACAAACACACGUACACGUCCUUCUAAAAACUCUAAGAAUCUGGCAGUCAUAUUUAAACAUAAAUUAACAUGAGUUGUAUGAGAUUAAUCACUGGUUUUAAUCCAAUCAUUUUUAUUUAAUUAUUUAUUUUUAUUAAAGAUCAGUUUGAAAAGCAUAAAUGUAUUUAGAACAUAUAUUGUCCUGUUUUUAGAACUGCAUUUUAAUGUUAGAAAUCUUUUUUUCUACCAUUCCAUAUUGCACUGGAUUAAUGGAACGUAAAAAAUAAAUCAUUUAAAAGUCAAGAUUAAAACCACUAGUUUCCCAAUACCUACAUAUUUACAACUAGUCAGUAUAAUCCUGAGUAAGUAUUUAAGAAACCAUGUAUGGUUUUUAUUAGUGUAUUGUGAUAUCCAUUAUAGUGCAUUCACCACUGUAGCAAGUUCCAGGUCUUAAGAUAUUUGAGAUUUGACAGUUAACAAAUAUAUCUCUUAUAUAUCUGUUCUGCAUUCAGCAAAAAUCAAUUAUUUUAAUUUAUUGCAUUGUCCUGUAGUCAAAUAUAUUUGAACAUAUUUCUUUAAUAAAUAAUCAACAAACA